Molecule: messenger RNA, 706 nt
Organism: Schizophyllum commune H4-8
Lineage: Eukaryota; Fungi; Basidiomycota; Agaricomycetes; Agaricales; Schizophyllaceae
Product: 60S ribosomal protein L21
Exons: 5
Coding region: 36-518 (160 amino acids)
Biological process (GO): translation
Cellular component (GO): ribosome; cytosolic large ribosomal subunit
Molecular function (GO): structural constituent of ribosome
Source: RefSeq, a predicted model, not a curated record
GCUGCCAUCAACGACCCCAAGGCGAACUCCUCAAGAUGCCCCACUCAUUCGGUUACCGCGCGCGUACGCGCGACAUGUUCAAGCGGGGCUUCAAGGACCACGGCCCCGUGAAACUGUCGACGUACCUCAUCAACUACCGGGUGGGCGACAUCGUUGACAUCAAGGCCAACGCUGCUCAGCAGAAGGGCAUGCCGCACAAGUACUACCACGGCCGCACGGGUAUCGUAUACAACGUCACCCCGCACGCCGUCGGUGUGAUCGUCUACAAGGUCGUUGGCAACCGCUACAUUGAAAAGCGCGUCAACCUCCGUGUCGAGCACGUGAAGCACUCCAAGUGCCGGCAAGAGUUCAUCGACCGCGUCAAGGCGAACCACGAAAAGCGCACCGCGGCAAAGGAGAAGGGCGAGCGCAUCAACCUCCGCCGUCAGCCUACCCUCCCCCGCGAGGCCCACACCAUCACCGUCGCCGACAACACCCCGCAGACGAUGCGUCCGGUCCCAUACGAGACGUACAUCUAAACGGAUCGCUGCUUAAUCCGGCCCGCCCAGGUGGCGCCGGUUCACGCUGCCUCGCCGUUGACCUUGCACCGUGGGGUUGCGCUACCUCGCCGUCGCUUAUGCUGUCUCUCACUCGCCCCCAUCACACUUGGCGCAGAUGUAUGUACCUUACUAUGCCCACCAUGCAAUUACGACUCCAUGAUAAGGCA